AUGGGAGAACUUCUUGUGGAACCGAGUACUGCAGUUCACUUCAAAGGUCCCUUCUACGAUGCCUCCAUGAGCGAAGUGAAACUAACCAACAGCUACAAUAACGAGCAGAUAGCCUUCAAGUUCCUCACCACGGCCAACACCCACUUCCAGGUUGGACCAGUGUACGGUCUGAUUAAGCCAGGAGAGACGCUGACAGUGGACAUUCUCCUGCAGCCACUGGUCGAUCGUCAUGGGCGACAGACAGGUGGCCCCUUUGAUCGUCGAAAGCAGAAGUUCAUGAUCAAGUGGCGACCAGUGAUGCGAGGGGAAGAGAUCAAAACGGCCGAUGAUGGAUCAGUGGAGAUGAAGAACGUAGUCAAUGAACUGUUUGCCAAUGUUCCGCCACGUAAAGUUCAGCUGUCUUGCGUCUUUGAUGAGAACCCUCCGCCACCGCCACCACCACCACAAAAUGUCAAUAGCAACAACAGUGGAGCGGCAGUGCAAGAAUCGGGUGGCUUUGAACUGCAGCCUUUAAAUGCAGAAGUUGGCAUUACGGGAGCAGCUAAAGUGGCUCAGAAGCAUUCUGGUGCAGUGGAUGCCGAUUCACUGGACGAUAUGCUGCAGCCAGAAGUGAUUGCCACUCUGGGCGUUCUCCUCUUGGCUAUAAUUAUUCUCAAUUGUAUCCUCUAA
Molecule: messenger RNA, 669 nt
Organism: Rhagoletis zephyria (snowberry fruit fly)
Lineage: Eukaryota; Metazoa; Arthropoda; Insecta; Diptera; Tephritidae
Source: RefSeq, a predicted model, not a curated record